This is a messenger RNA of Fimicolochytrium jonesii, 885 nucleotides long. RefSeq lists its product as uncharacterized. Bases 1 to 885 code for a protein of 294 amino acids. The record is from RefSeq and is a predicted model, not a curated record. The transcript is spliced from 4 exons. NCBI's taxonomy places the organism in Eukaryota, Fungi, Chytridiomycota, Chytridiomycetes, Spizellomycetales, Powellomycetaceae.
AUGUUAUUACCGGGCCCGGCGGACAUAAGAGGGGGCCAGGGGUGGAGGAGGGGACGUUUUGCGCUUCCGGUUCUGUCGGCAGAAUCGUCAUACGCGGCGGCGUUUCCUAUUGCGCGCAACGCCGUAAUACUGCGGUUAGGGACGCUGGUGACGAUUUUUGGGGGCUGGCUGUUCGUCUUGUAUCAGAUGGGACACAACCUGCCGGAUUAUGAGGAGGAGAUUCAUUUACCGAAGAAUUUCGACGAUGUGAAGAGUCAGUCGGUUAUAUUACAAAACUACUCCAACGCACAUUUCGUUCCUGUUCUGACGCUCUUCACGGCGGUGUAUAUAUUCAAGCAAACAUUCUCGAUACCAGGGUCCGCUCUGAUGAAUAUCUUAGGAGGUCUUCUUUACGGAUUUUGGGCCUUUGUUUUCGUCUCCUUAUUCACCGCUAUCGGCUCCACACUGUGCUACCUGAUCUCCGAAAUCGUUGUGGGCGAAAUGGUUGUGGAACGAUUCGCCCGGUCGAAGCUGGGAUACCUGCGGCGGCGGGUGGAGAUAAAUCGAGAAUCAGGCAAUCUAUUCUACUACUUGCUCUUUCUGAGGCUUUUCCCAUUCUCUCCUAAUUGGUUCCUGAACAUCGCCUCGCCCUUCGUCGGCGUACCAGUCCUACCAUUCUUUCUCUCCAUCUUCUUUGGCCUGAUGCCCUACAACUACAUCUGCGUGCAGGCUGCCGCAACAUUGGCGCAGCUCGACUCAUUCGCGGACAUCCUGUCGGCGGAGGUGCUAUUGAAAUUGUUAAGCAUGUCGGUACUCGCGCUGAUUCCGGCGCUGUAUGGACAGAAGAUUGCUGCGUGGAUCCGGGGCAGGGUCCAAGAGGAGGAGGUCAAGGAGGGACAGGCUUGA